Varroa destructor (honeybee mite) is the source of this 5877-nucleotide messenger RNA. RefSeq names its product grainy head (gene grh). Gene Ontology annotation, molecular function: RNA polymerase II cis-regulatory region sequence-specific DNA binding; DNA-binding transcription activator activity, RNA polymerase II-specific. Gene Ontology annotation, biological process: regulation of transcription by RNA polymerase II. Gene Ontology annotation, cellular component: nucleus. Lineage: Eukaryota; Metazoa; Arthropoda; Arachnida; Mesostigmata; Varroidae. The record is from RefSeq and is a predicted model, not a curated record.
AAACGUCUCACAAAGCUGCAGAUACCGCAAUUGCAUGAGCCAUUGGAGUCAACUGAUAGUAACAGUUCAGCCAUUGAAGAAUUGCUAAAUAAUUACUUAAACUUAGUCAGUUUUCUUUAUAACUGUAUCUUUAAUAUCCGGACAAUACAUACUAAGACUUACAACCUCACAUUUAUUAAUUUUCAUAGAAACAGAAGAGUGAUAAUAAAGGGACAAACAUUAAGUGUGACUUAAGGAAAUUUGUGACAACAGAAGGUAUCAGUUUCGCUUCAAUAACAACCAACAACGAAGGUGCUAUUUCGUCGUUCUUUAAUCUCAUAGGGCCUUCAGAGUUCUUAAACUCAAAACUCAGUGCCCGAAAUUGGCUUAUCACUCCCUUGGAUACAUGUGCGCAGUGCGGUUAAUGUGUUGGACAAAGGCUUUUUUGUUUCAAUCUUCGUUGCUACAUAUGGUUUCAUCAGUAUCAUCAGUUAACCUGUCUUCACUCUUGGAAUCUAAUAAAGGUGUGUGCGUCGGCAUAGAGAGAAUUUAACUGCUGAAAAAUAUUUCGAUAGAGAGUGGGUGAAACAAUAUGUAGAUUAGAUUCUAUCGAACAAACUUAGCCCUGUGAUAGCAUUAUCGCCAAAAAUUGAACCAGCAAAGCUCACGCUCUCGACAACAGCAUCCCGAUUUUUCUCUUCAAAUAUAUCCCUGUUGAAGGACACCGAUGAGACUUCAAUCUGCAUGCAACUUGUGAUAUGGGCUGUUGAUGCUCAGGAACGAUGCCGGCCGUCACCGUUUGUGGCCGUUUGUCAAGCGCGCACUUCGUAAGUGUUGGCAUAGGGGUCGUGAAGGCAUUUCACGAAACGGGUGUGCAAGCGUCAUAUCUCCAGCAAACAAAUGUUUCCUUGACUGUACUAGGAUCCGCAUAGCAAAUUUAACAGUGGAAUUUUUGGUCUAAAAUGCCCAUCUCGAUGGCAUCUUCUGACUUAUUCGGAGGACACCUUCACAUCGCAGCAAUAUGUCUCGGACAGCAGCAAAACGCCAACAAGGAGAGACAAUCUGCCAACUACCUGUCAUAGCGAGCAAGGGAUCAUCUUUCCAAAAACGCUCCACUCGGACCCACUGCACAGACAGAACCCACCGUUCGCUGAAGCGACAGGUAAAUUGUGUAUUUGAUCUCCGCCUCACUGAUUUGAAACUAUGCGCUUAGUUGAAGCGGGUCUAAACCGAUUCAUAACAUUAUUGUUAGUGAUUACGAGCGUCGAUAAUUGUCGACCCUACGGGCUGGGUUGAAGUCCCUAUUGUAUCUUCCGUAUGUUCGUCGAAUCGUGCAGAGAUUUAACCAAAAAGCAUCGGAACGUCAAGUUACUUAUCUUAUUUAAAGGAGUGGAGAUAAGUGGGAUUCGACAUCGCUACUCAUCGAGAACAACAGGAACUGCCCCAGCUUUAGCGGUUUUCCAGCUCGACUAAUCAUACAAAAUUACCAUAUGGAGAGUCGUACUAAUUAAAGUCGUUAUAUCCGGCAUACCAAGUCUGGUGAACUUUUACGUGCAGCACCCGAUAUACAAUAUAGCACUGGCCUUAUUGCAACAGCGAAUAUUUAAUGUAAUAGAGAAACCACAAGAUUGACUUGAAACCAACUGGAUCGAUAGAACGUAGUUUGGUGAAAGAAAGUGAUUUUUAUUUGGUGACAAAAUCCGUGUUAAAAAAGUGUGUGCAGGUGGUCAGGUCUUUAGGCAAUGCGUGCCGGCUGCCCCGGAUGGCUCUCGUGAUGCCAGAGGGAGCUUCACAGACGGCCAACGCUACGCUCCCUACCGUCACAGCAAAUGCCGGCGGUCAACUGGUUCUAGAGAACUCGUGGAAGCAGUACUACCAGGCGGAGGAGAAUCCAUUAAGCGCCCCUGCUGCGGCCAUGCUCAACAUUCAUGGAGAGCAAUCUCACGGUUCAAGUUUAGCCUACGAGGGAUAUGCUCUCAAGCCUCCACCACAACCUAAUAAUCUUGGUCCACCGCUCACUGUGCCCGCUACUCGGCCUGACAUGUGGAGCGAGCAGAUGGGUACCUCACUGAAGCCAGCGGCCUCCAUUCAAGAGAAGAGCGACGUGUUCUUAAAUGACGUUAAAAAAGAUCCUGGUUCUCCAGAUCGACUUUGCCAAAAAAGCCCCGUCAACUCCCAGGUGUUUACAUCCGAAAGUCCAUCUCCGGCCGAGACAAAGGAAGUCGGGCUGGAUGAUGUGCCCCUCUCAAUACUCGUCCAGGUAAAGCAAGAGCCAUCGCAGCCGUCAGGAAACCCACCGAUUUCUAACGCCCAGACUACUGCAAAUCUGGCUCACACGCAAGCAGAACCCAAGUCCCCUUACAGUCCAGCCUACGCUACGGUUCAGCAGACACACUCAUUCGGCGAUAUAUUUUCUGCUUUGUCGGGUAAUGUAGCCCCACAAGCUUUUGUGACAACGGUUCCAUCUAAGCCCACGAGCCCGCAACCGGUGUUUACUGACGCAACUGCACCCGAAGUGGGGCUACAGAAUACUACGACGGGACACUUUUACAGGGACUACUACCAAGGAAAUGGAGACUUUAGUACGCGAGCUAUAAGCACUUCUCAGCAACAGGCUUUAACUGUGACUGCAUUUCCCACCGACGUACUUUCCAAUGCUAGCGUAACUACAACGACUCUCUCAUCUACGGACCCGCUUUUUGUAGAGCGAUACAUCCGCCAAAGUUCUCAAUCAGCCCUUCAACUUCAAGGAUACAAAGCGUCCUUAAAUGGCCUCACGGUCGAUUUACCUUCUCCAGAUUCAGGGAUUGGGGAAACUAUGACACCUCGAGAACCGACAGGUCUUCCUCAGAUAUUUGAUUAUUCCGAUAUUCCAAAUUCAACCACACCACUUAUUGGAAGUUCUUCCGUAGGGACACCUGUAGUUGUUGUGGGCCCUUUAGGUGCGGCCCAAGUUACAACUCAAACUGUAGCCAGUGUGGUUCAAACAGAGCUCGUGACUACAUCUCGAACGAGCCAAAGAUGCCGCUCAUGGCACGACUACGGGAGAGCCAAUGAAAGCGACAAAAUUCUCAUACCAAAAAUCCAUUCGGAAGUGGGUUUUAAGUACUUUCUGGAAUCUCCGAUUUCUACGUCAGUUCGUAAAGAGGAUGAUCGCAUCACCUACAUCAACAAAGGUCAAUUUUAUGGCAUCACACUAGAGUACAUCCCAGACUCAGGACGGCCUUUAAAAAAUACGCCCGUCAAGAGCUUAAUCAUGUUGGUUUUCCGUGAGGAAAAAAGUGCUGAGGAUGAAAUCAAGGCUUGGCAGUUCUGGCAUUCGAGACAGCACUCAGCUAAGCAACGCAUUUUAGACGCGGAUUCAAAAAACUCAUCCGGGAUAAUUGGAGGCGUCGAGGAAAUAACUCACAACGCCAUUGCCUUUUACUGGAACCCUUUAGAAGGACCUGCCAAGAUGAAUGUGGCCGUCCAGUGCUUGUCUACCGACUUCAGCAACCAGAAAGGUGUCAAAGGUCUUCCGCUUCAUAUCCAAAUUGAUACGUAUGACGAGUACUGUGAAGGCGCUCAACCGAUAAGUCGAGGCUAUUCUCAGAUAAAAGUGUUUUGCGAUAAAGGUGCUGAGCGCAAGACCCGUGACGAAGACAGGCGCUCACAAAAGCGAAAACUCUCUGCCACGCAAAAUGGGCGCAAAAAAAUUGAAGAGAUGUAUCACGCCUCAUGUGAACGUACCGAGUUUUACUCCAUGGCGGAGCUCGUGAAGUCUCCUGUAUUGUUUACCCCAAAUGAGAAUACAGAAAAGCUUAUGCAGCAGCGACAACAAACACAAGGGGUCCAAGGCAAUAAUGCAAACGUUACGGAACUGAACUAUUACACGAACGGAAGCCUCGGUGAUCUUAAUUCACAAGGAAUUGAAGCGUGCUCUCGGCCGGGUUCAACAAGCGAUUCGCUUCAUGACUGGUCAGGCAUCUACACCCACAAUCGUGACCGUGAAGUUUUGGCAAACAACGAUGUGACGUCCGCCGCUCCACCGUUGAAAAAGCUAAAAGUCUUCCCGUCAGAUAGGGUUAUGAUUUACGUACGACAAGAUAAAGAAGAGAUUUUUCAGCCGCUGCAUAUUAUUCCGCCUAGCCUCACUGGGCUUGUAAAGGCAAUUGAGAUUAAAUACAAGGUGCCUGUGAAUAAAAUCAAGAGCCUGUACAAACAGUGCAAAAAAGGGGUCACCAUUGAGAUGGAUGAUAGCGUGGUAAAGCACUACUGCAACGAGGAUACCUUUCAGAUGAGUGUUUUGAAGAAUCCGGAUGACGAUAGCCUCCUAGUAACAUUAUGCGAACUCUAAUGACACUAUUGUCUACUAAAGGAGAUCCUAUAUGCUAUCGGUUCGAACGUUAAGGAGCAGUAAUCAUAGGAGACAACGAGCGGAGUAUUUUGGAUUGUUUGUUAGUGCGAACCAGAAAGAAGACAUAGGACUCUUGACCAGAUAGCCAUAAUCAUGUAAAGCGUUAUGUGCGGAGUUAAAAAUAUAUGUAUUACGCUUGAACUAAUAGAUAUAAAUAGGUCUAAGCUAGACGAUUAAAGGGUAGAUUAAAAAGAUUUAGGACACUAAAGUCUUCUGCAAGAAAGUGGAUGAUGCAGUGUCAAAUAAGCAGGCGAUUUUUUAGAAGCAAAAAAGAGUUUAUUCUCAUAUAUUUUUAUACAAACGUAUCGCCAUAUAUUAGGUUGUCAAAAAAGUAUCGACCGUUUUUCUAGUUAGUUUGCUUUGAAACCACAUAAUUCAGAUAAUAUAAGCCGCCCCAGGUCGGUGUCAGUGUCAUUGGAAAACCCAGAUUUGGCGGUACUAGAUUAGCUAAAAUUGUUAUAAUACCUUUAUUCAGACCUAAAACACAGCGCCCUGCAGAUGAGUGAAAUUUUUGUAAAAAGUCGCUGUAGUCUACAAUUUUAUUAUUAUAAAGGCACAAAUGCUAGUUAGGCCCUCAAAAAGUUUGUGGCCAAGGUUCGUUAUCAAAGGAAAUGACCCAAAGAUAAUUCUGUCGUUUUCGUUUUGAAAAUUUCGAUGCGAAAAUGCUCUUCAUACAGGUUGACCAUUACAAAAAAAAGUUGAUGAAAUCACUGCAAGGCUGACAUAUAAGCAGCCAUGAUAUUACCAAGAAACUAAACAUCCAGAAUCAAAUAGUCUCGGACCAUUUGAAGAAAACUAGUUACAAAAGAAAGCUCGACGUCUUGGUGCCACACUAUUUGGAGCGAAAGAUGUACUUGAUCUCAUUUCCAUCCAGAAAACUCGAGCCAUUUCUAAAGCAGUUGAUUGUGGAUGGUGAAAAGUAGAUCAUAUACGAUAAGACUGUGCAAAUAAAAAAGUAUAACAUAAAUUGUGCUCCGCAAUCCGUGGCAAAGCCCAGACUGACGCCAAAGAACGUGAUGCAAUGUGUUUGGUGGGAUUGGAAAGGAAUAAAAAGAAAAGGAUAAAUUGGUCCCGCCUAGUAAAUCGAUUGAUUCAGAUUUUUAGUGUAAAUAACUAAGAAAAUUACGAGAAGCCAUUGAAGAAAUCGAUUGGAACUAGUGAACUGGAAAGAUAUCGACUUCCGUUAAAAACAAUGACAGACAAGAUAUAUCCUUAGCUUCUGUGCAAGAAUUGAGAGAACGUGCAUAACAAAUUUAAGAGCAUUUGUCGUAUAGUCCGGGUAUUGCGUUAUCAAACUAUUAUCUGUGCCGGUAUGUAUAGAGCACCCUUAAUUAUAUUAAUUCAGUUGCAAUGGAGAAAUGCAUCAAUCAUUUGUCACAAUUUUUCCUUGAGAAACCACAUAGAUUCUACAGUGAUGGGAUCAUUGUGUUACCAGAAAAAUAACAAAAAAUCACCGAUCGAAACGGCGCAUAUUUUAAUUAGAAUUAUGUAAAAAUAUUUGC